Messenger RNA from Wallemia ichthyophaga EXF-994, 2736 nucleotides. RefSeq lists its product as uncharacterized. Gene Ontology annotation, molecular function: SNARE binding; zinc ion binding. Gene Ontology annotation, cellular component: endoplasmic reticulum exit site; COPII vesicle coat. The transcript is spliced from 3 exons. Bases 1 to 2736 code for a protein of 911 amino acids. Gene Ontology annotation, biological process: intracellular protein transport; endoplasmic reticulum to Golgi vesicle-mediated transport; COPII-coated vesicle cargo loading. The record is from RefSeq and is a predicted model, not a curated record. Lineage: Eukaryota; Fungi; Basidiomycota; Wallemiomycetes; Wallemiales; Wallemiaceae.
AUGAGCAAUUCCCGCAGAGCAUAUCACACAGAAGAUAUUUAUACAAAGCAGGACUUUAUCAAAGAAAACGAGGAUUCGGAUUUCGAUAGCUUUAGCCCGUAUAAUCAGCAGCAACAGCAGCAGCAGCGAGAGCAGCACCAACGAGAGCAAUUCCAGGAUGGUGAUGUUCCUCUCAAUCCAUUAACCCAGCGUAUUCCACAUACCGCUGGUAAAAUAUUCUCAAACCCAAUAAAGCCAAAGAUCAACCCAGAUCUUCUUCCUUCCCCGGUUGACUCUUUGGCGAGCCAGAUACAGCAAUCAGACGCUAAUUUAAACGCUGACUAUAUCCUAUCUACAUUGGAUGUUCACCAGACUUCUCUCCCUUCCGCUUCUAUCCCCUUCAACUGCACAGACAACGGCUACUCAUCUCCUAACCUACUCCGUUUAUCCACCUACGCGAUACCAGCCACUAAUGACCUCGCAAGAAGCUGCCAGCUGCCACUUGGCAUGGUUAUAAGCCCUUUCAGCGAUAGACCCGCGUCCCAGAUUCCCCAGAUUCACUCUUUUUCCAACUCUCAGUCUGGUCCACCACGCUGCACGCUUUGCAGGGCAUACGUAAAUCCUUCAGUCAAGUUUAUAAAUGGCGGUAAAUACUGGCAAUGUAAUUUGUGUUCCACCCACAACGCUGUAGACGACGAUUAUUUCUCUGCACUCGAUCCACACACCUACACACGCUUAGAUAGGGAGCACAGGCCUGAGUUUAACUUUGGCAGCGUUGACUUUGUUCUUCCAAGACCUUACUAUGCACUCCAACCCCCUCCACCUAUCGGUUUCGAAUCUGCCUACACUGAGACACCACGCCCCCCAACCCAACUUUCAAGACUGUUCUUGAUAGACGUAGGAUUGCAAUCACGCCAAUCUGGUCUCCUCCACACGCUCUCACUCACCAUAAAAGACGCGCUCUACUCCUCCCCCACUCCCCUCAACACUCCUUAUGUUGGUUUCAUUACGUAUGACUCUACACUCCACUUCCACGAUAUGUCAGCUGAACGUGAGGUGCCAUCGCUGAUGAUAGUCCCUGACACCGACGAGCCCUUCAAUCCGCUAGCAAGAGGACUCAUAGUCGAUGUGAAUGCAUCCAAGCACAACAUCCUCUCAUUCCUUGCCAGUCUUCCUACAAUGUUCCGUGAUACGAACCCACGAGGUUCCAUACUAGGUUCAGCGCUGACGGCCGCCAUGGAUGUCUUACGGGAGGUAGGUGGCGAGGUGAAUGUGUUCCAGUCGCAGCUCCCCACUGACGGACUUGGUGGACUGACUGAGCGCGACCCCGCACCCGGCGGCACGGCCUCAGUCAGUGAGCGCGACCGUUCUCUUUACACGAGCGCGAGUACCUGGUGGUCGAACCUAUCUGAGUCUCUCACGGACGCCGGUGUCGGAGUGAACAUGUUUAUGUUCCCCUACAAAUACACCGACGUAGGUACUCUCGCCGCCCUCGCGCAGUACACUGGGGGUGAGUCGUACUUCUACCCCAAAUUCGAUCCGGCGCGCCACGCGCUCAAGGUGCGGGCGGACCUGACGCGCAUUGCUACGCGUGCACUGGGGUAUAAUGCAAGUGUAAAAAUAAGGUGCAGCAAGGGUUUCCACAUCUCACAGCACCACGGCGCUUUCCUAGACCGCAGCUCAGAUCUGACCAUGGGGUGCGUGUCGGCCGACAGCUGCAUGAGCGCUCUCUUCGCUCACGAUGCAUCCUCCCUCACCAAGGGGUGGGGUACAGUGGCGGCUAAUGCGCUGCAGUCCGCCAAAGAGAAGGAUGAGAGCGGUGGUCAUGGGCAGGCGGAUGAGGUGCAUUUCCAGGUCGCAGUGCUCUAUACCGGUGCAGAAGGCGCGAGGAAGGUACGCGUACUUAAUACCAUGGCUAAAUUGUCAGAUGUAGCUGCAACCGUCUUUCGUCAUGCCGAUGUGGAUGCCGGGGCUGUACUUCUGUACAAACAGGCUGCCGCUCACGUCAUUAGUCGCCCCCUCGGCAGUAUUCGCGAUAAACUCAUCGAUCGCUCUGUGCAGGUGCUCGUGGCUUAUCGCAAGCACUGCGCUCAGUCGAACAAAGGCGGUCAGCUCAUCCUGCCAGAAAGCUACAAACAAUUUCCAAUUCUUACACUUGGGAUGAUUAAAUCUAAGUGCUUGAAAGGUGGCGCGGUGGCUUCGGAUGUGCGCUCACAUGCUAUUCGACAAACUCUGAGUGGUACACCCUAUAAACUGCUCCAAGCUAUGUAUCCUCGUGUUCAUCCUCUUCAUAAAGGGGUCGAGAGUGUGCCAGAAUUCAUCCGCGCAAGCUACAAGCGCCUAGAACUUCAUGGAGCAUAUCUGAUUCAUAACGGUGAAUUAGCAAUCAUAUGGCUCGGUAAUCAUGUCGAUAAGCAGAUUGUCAAAGAAAUAUGGAAUGUCGAAUCCAAAUCACAGAUAGAUCAACGAUUGGGAGUAUUACCUGAUUUAGACACACCACUCUCUAUAGCAUUGCGCUCAGUCAUCUACAGAGCUUCAUAUCCUAACCCACCAUCAUCGAUACCCGUCUUGAUCGCUAGGCAGGAUGUGGAUCCUACUGAAAUUGAAGUUGGAAAUAUGUUGAUAGAGGAUGAUAAUAAUGAUGGCAUGUCUUAUGUGGAUCAUAUUUGCCAUAUCCACAAACUCAUCAAUACACAACUUCUCGGUGAAACUCGUAUGGCUGAUGCUGCCGAUGCGGCAACAUGGCGUACUUGGUGA